This is a messenger RNA of Penicillium nucicola, 216 nucleotides long. RefSeq lists its product as uncharacterized. The record is from RefSeq and is a predicted model, not a curated record. The transcript is spliced from 2 exons. NCBI's taxonomy places the organism in Eukaryota, Fungi, Ascomycota, Eurotiomycetes, Eurotiales, Aspergillaceae. The coding region runs from base 1 to 216 and encodes 71 amino acids.
AUGGAUAAGAUUUCCUUUUUUGGUGCUCUGUUCGGGGCCCAGGUUGGUACCGAAUGUGACUUCAUGGGAUUGAGACAUGGUCCAAUGAGAACUGGUCCGUCCAGUACCUCCAUCUGUUCCGAUCAGCUGUUUAUGCUGGUUACGGGCUGGUUGAAGGGAUAUUCAGGCCGCAAGGCAGCAACUACCGAUAUGGACCUACCACGUGAUCGGCAUUGA